AUGAGUGACUGCGGAAGCUUCAUCUCCAUUGACAACAACAACGAUGAGACAGGUACGAGCGAAUGGAAGGAUCACAUGAAUCUGGACAAGUUCUUGGAUUACGACAUGGAUUUUAUCAAUGAGGAGGACAGGUACAAGUAUGUAGGAGCAGACAUAAGGCAGAGGUAUGAUUACUACGACAUCAGAAAUGAUCAGGUUUCAUUUCUCCAGAAAGAUAAUGUCAAGUAUAGUAACAUCGCUGUAGGUAACCGAAAAAAUGAACAGGUCAAUACCUUCAUGAAAUUAAAAAAAGAAUUGUAUACUAUUGCGUAUAAGAAUUAUAGGUACCAAAUAGGAAAAUCGAUCACCACGGAAAAGAAAUCCGUGGGGGAGGAGGUGGACGCUACGGGCCAGACAGUUCAGGAAGGCACUCCUUUGUCCAGUGAUGGAAACAGAGAGGGAAAGGAGAAAGGGAAAAAGACUUACGACCUUCUGAACAAUGAGUUGGGAGCUGCGUUGGGCAACAAAAUCGAAGACACAUACAAUGAAAUAAAAAGCAGUGUGAAUUGGUUAGGGAACUUUUUCUCAAAUAAUGAACAAAAUGAAGAGAAAAAAAAAAUAAAUAUUUUUUACAAUGAUUUAUACUUCCUUAGUGACAUAACCAUUUUACGCUUUCUAGACACGUACGAUUAUAAUUUACUAAAAACUUCGAAUAAAAUUAUAAAAUUUAUUUUGUGGAGACAAAUGACUUUCUCAAUUUUUAACAAAAGCCAGUGGAAAAUAAAGAGGGGCACAAGUUCUAUGGAAUGGGAAAAGGAAGAGUCAAUGGCGACUGCAUUAGCCAAUGGAACAGGGACAACGGCGGUGAGCAUAGCCGGGGAUCGGGACAAUACCUUCAUCAACCCUGUGCAUAUCAAGGACAUUUUAAUGAAGACCAAUAUUUUCAGGUGCGGAUGUGACAAAAAAUCGAGACCCAUGCUUUAUAUAAAAAUACAGGAAAAAUUAAACAUGCAAGAGGACGAAUUGUUCUUGCUACUGGUUUAUCACGUCGACAUGUGCAUGAACAGUAUUGAUUACUCAAAAUGUUACGAAGAAAAGGGAAAGGCAAAUGCGGGAAAUGGCAACACGGAGUGUAAAGGCCAAUUCGAUGAAUCCACAUUGCAGCUAGUCAUUAUUGUGGAUUGCCAAAAAUUUGAAUUGAAUAAUAUGAUCAGCGUUGAUUGCAUUAAAAAAAUUAUUAACAUUUUUAACGAAUUUUAUACAGAUGUUUUGUACAGAAUUUAUAUUAUAAAUGUCCCCUCCUUUUUUAAAAAAGUUUGGUCUCUUUUUAAUAUGUUUAUUGAUAAUCACACAUUGAAGAAAAUUAUUUUUAUAAAUAAAAAAAAUAUCAACUUGAUGUACGACCAUAUUGAUACACACGUCAUGAAACAUUUCGAUAAAAACACGGAUAAAGACAAAGCCCCUUCGGACGACUCUUGCAUUUUCUUCCCCUCCACUUCCCUGUACUAUAAGUACGACGAGAUGUACUAUAAGAAGCUCGCUGGUUACGUGGACACCUGGGUGGGUACAAUGAUCCAGGUGAACCACUGA
Messenger RNA from Plasmodium knowlesi strain H, 1569 nucleotides. RefSeq names its product CRAL/TRIO domain-containing protein, putative. The record is from RefSeq and is a predicted model, not a curated record. Gene Ontology annotation, molecular function: phosphatidylinositol transfer activity. The transcript has a single exon. NCBI's taxonomy places the organism in Eukaryota, Apicomplexa, Aconoidasida, Haemosporida, Plasmodiidae. Bases 1 to 1569 code for a protein of 522 amino acids.